CAACCCAAUGGCACCACUUGUGCAGUGCACACUCUGGCACACUUUCACAUUGUUGUUUGACCAACCUGCCCUUCAAUUUCAUAUGGAAAAACGAUAACAGGUGUAGUACUAGGCUAUAUAAUCCACAAACACGGACAGGGUUUUUCGCAAGGAUUUCCCAGCCUAAGAACCAGCUCCUGGAACAAGCUUCCUGACUGUCAAAAAUGGAGGCUGCGCGUAGCUACUUCUUCGUCGCCGCGGUUGCCGUCGUCCUUAUUGCGCUUCUCCCGGCCAGCGCCAUAGCCGCCGGCCUCAAGGUCGGCUUCUACAACAAGUCAUGCCCGUCGGCGGAGGCCCUGGUGCAGCAGGCGGUGGCUGCCGCCUUCAAGAACGACAGCGGCAUCGCCGCCGGCCUCAUCCGCCUGCACUUCCAUGACUGCUUCGUCAGGGGCUGCGACGGCUCGGUGCUGAUCGACUCGACGGCGAACAACACGGCGGAGAAGGACGCGCCCCCGAACAACCCGAGCCUUCGUGGCUUCGAGGUCAUCGACGCCGCCAAGGCGGCGAUCGAGGCGCAGUGCCCCAAGACGGUCUCGUGCGCCGACAUCCUGGCGUUCGCGGCGCGGGACAGCGUCGCGCUGUCGUCGUCGUCGGCGUCGGGGAGCGGCAAGAACCUGACGUACAAGGUCCCCGCGGGGCGGCGCGACGGGCGGGUGUCGAGGGACACGGACGCCAACAGCAACCUCCCCUCGCCGCUCUCCACCGCCGCCGAGCUCGUCGGCAACUUCACGCGCAAGAACCUCACCGCCGAGGACAUGGUGGUGCUCUCCGGCGCGCACACCGUCGGCCGCUCCCACUGCUCCUCCUUCACCAACCGCCUCUACGGCUUCAGCAACGGCAGCGACGUCGACCCGGCCAUCAGCUCCGCCUACGCCUUCCUGCUCAGGAGCAUCUGCCCCUCCAACACCACCCGCUUCUUCCCCCCCAACACCACCACGGACAUGGACCUCAUCACGCCCGCCGUGCUCGACAACAAGUACUACGUGGGGCUCACCAACAACCUCGGGCUCUUCACGUCGGACCAGGCGCUGCUCACCAACGCCACGCUCAAGAAGUCCGUCGAUGAGUUCGUCAAGAGCGACAGCAAGUGGAAGAGCAAGUUCGCCAAGUCCAUGGUCAAGAUGGGCAACAUCGAGGUGCUCACGGGCACGCAGGGGGAGAUCAGGCUCAGCUGCAGGGUCAUCAACAACGGCGCCGGCAGCAGCAGCAGCAGCGCUGGAUUAUUCGAGCUUCAAAUGACAACCGACAACUCUGCUCAGGAGGAAUCAGCAGCGAACUAGCAGGUAGGUAGUACCAGCUAUCUGUAGAGGAUCUAGUGAUCCACUACUACUGCUGCUGCUGUCUGCAUAGCCAGUGACGAUGUUCUUCAGCACUGCGAUGAUGAGUUCUACCAUGUCACCUACUGCUCUUGACCUGCAGAAAUGAAAUAAACAUCUUCUGAACAUAUAAAUUUAAAACAUGGGGCAAUUCCUUUUUCUGCU
Molecule: messenger RNA, 1520 nt
Organism: Sorghum bicolor (sorghum)
Lineage: Eukaryota; Viridiplantae; Streptophyta; Magnoliopsida; Poales; Poaceae
Product: peroxidase 5
Exons: 2
Coding region: 204-1319 (371 amino acids)
Biological process (GO): response to oxidative stress; hydrogen peroxide catabolic process
Cellular component (GO): plasmodesma; plant-type cell wall
Molecular function (GO): heme binding; peroxidase activity
Source: RefSeq, a predicted model, not a curated record